This is a messenger RNA of Bipolaris zeicola 26-R-13, 249 nucleotides long. RefSeq lists its product as uncharacterized. The record is from RefSeq and is a predicted model, not a curated record. Bases 1 to 249 code for a protein of 82 amino acids. The transcript is spliced from 2 exons. Lineage: Eukaryota; Fungi; Ascomycota; Dothideomycetes; Pleosporales; Pleosporaceae.
AUGAGGUGGGGUGCAAGAUGGUACCAGGCACCAAUGUUUGAGUCGGCCAAUAACGAAUGGAGCGCACAAUCGAUGCCGCGUAACAUGGAAGUAGAGGCUGCGCUUUGGGCACUUCAACCUACUGGCCUUGAAUCUAAAACUUUCAAGCUUGGCCUUGUACAGUUUCCGAGCGAGGAACAGGGCGAACAUGAAGAGGGCGAGGGCGUUGACGACGGCAUGGAAGAUAUUGAGUGGAGCGACGACGAAUAA